Adineta ricciae is the source of this 3189-nucleotide messenger RNA. The record is from the annotation of a GenBank genome assembly. NCBI's taxonomy places the organism in Eukaryota, Metazoa, Rotifera, Eurotatoria, Adinetida, Adinetidae.
AUGAAUCAAGAAAAUUUCGCAAAGAACAUUUCUACAUCAUCAAAGGUUGUUCAUCCAAUGACACCAUCAUCAUCUGAUAUCUUUUAUCCUAGACGACGUUUUACUCAAGAUUUCUUACUCAUUUGGUUAAAUAUUGAUGAUAACCGAUUAAACGAAGAUCAGGAAAAUCUGUUAGCACAAUUACGAAAUAUCGUCAAUGAUGUGCACAUUUUUACUCAACGUGACGAAUGCAUUGACUUUCUCACUGAUAUCAACGAUAUGAAAGUUUAUCUAAUUCUAGAAGAUACUCUUGCUCAACAAAUUCUACCUCUCAUUCAUGACAUUCAUCAACUAAAUGUCGUUUAUAUCUUACAAAAUGAAGAAUCAGUGAGUAAGCAAUGGACGAAAGCGAAAAAUAUCGAUACAAGGGUUCGUCAUGUGUGUGACUAUGUUCAACGGGAUAUGAAACAAUAUAAUCAAGAUUCGAUUGCGAUGAGCUUUGUUCAAAUAGAUGAAGGAAUUGGUAAUAAACAUCUGGAUCAAUUAGAACCUUCAUUCAUGUACACUCAAUUGUUCAAAGAAAUUCUUCUUGAAAUGGAAUAUGAUGAAAAUUCUUUGAGAGAUUUCGUUAGUUACUGCCGAAAGCAUAAUUAUGGAUCGACAACGAGUAUUGACCGAUUUGAAAAUGAAUAUAAUAAUAAAUCAUCUAUUUGGUGGUAUACAUUUCCAUCAUUCAUUUAUUCUUUACUUAAUUCUGCACUUCGAAUGUUAGAAGUUGAUACGAUCAUUCAUAUGGCCUUUUAUAUACGUGAUCUGCAUUCUCAAAUCGCACAAUUGUAUCAACAACAACUGGAUACUUAUCAUGAAAAGACCUUUCUGGUUUAUCGAGGACAAGGUAUGUCACUGACUGAUUUUGACAAACUCCGAAAUACAAAAGGUGGAUUAAUGUCUUUCAACAAUUUCUUAUCGACUAGUAAGAAUCAAGAUGUUGCUCUUGUUCUUGCCGAUAGUGCUUUGGAAAAAAUCGAUACAGUUGGAAUAUUCUUUCAAAUAUCUGUUAAUCCUACCGUUUCUUCCAUUCCGUUUGCAUCCAUCGGCGAUGUCAGUUACUUCAAAACGGAAGAAGAAAUUCUUUUCUCAAUGCAUAGUGUCUUUCGUAUCGAUGAAGUAAAGCGCAUUAAUGAAGAUCGUUUACUUUAUCAGGUAGAUCUUAGACUCACUUCGGAUGACGAUGAAGAACUUCGUAUUCUCACCAAUCGUAUACGAGAAGAAACUGUAAAUGAAACGGAAUGGGAACGAUUAGGUCAUCUAUUGCUUGAAUUAAGGCAAGUCAACAAAGCAGAAGAACUAUACACAGUUUUAAUUGAACAAACAUCGAAUGAGACGAAGAAAGCAUUUUAUUAUAAUCAACUUGGCUAUGUGAAAAAUAAUCAAGGUGAUUAUGAGAAAGCCAUUGAAUAUCAUGAAAGAGCAAUUGAAAACUAUCAAAAGAGUGAUCGCACAGUUCAUUUCAACAAUUUGGCUAUUGCUAACUUGAAUAUCGGUUUGACCUAUCGAAACUUGGGGGAAUAUUCAAAAGCGCUUUCGUUUAACGAAAAGAGUCUUGAGAUCUGUGAACGAAUUUUACCAUCAAAUGAGCAUUUGUUAGGCACCAUUUUGAACAACAUCGCUGGUCUCUAUGAUAACAUGGGAGAGUAUGCAAAAGCAAUUUUAUUUUAUGAGAAAUCAUCUGAAAUAUUCGCGAAAGUUCUUCCUUCAAAUCAUCCUCGUUUGGCUACGUCUUACAAUAAUAUUGGUUCCGUAUAUCGAAAUAUGGAAAAUCAUUCUAAAGCACUUUUAUUUCAUAACAAAGCACUUCAAAUUCGACAACAAAGUCUUCCUCCAACUCAUCCUGACCUGGUUGCUUCUUAUCACAAUAUCGCGGGUGUGUAUACUAGUACAGAAGAAUAUUCAAAAGCACUUUCAUUUUAUGAAAAGACGACUGAGAUCUUUGAGAAAACUCUUCCAUCGAAUCAUCCUGAUUUGGCUAUUUCCUAUAACAAUAUUGCUUUGUUGUAUGGAAAGAUGAAAGAUUAUUCAAAAUCACUAUCAUUCUACGAGAAAAGUCUUAAAAUUUGCCAACAAACUCUUCCUCCAACUCAUAUUCAGUUGGCCGCUUUUCACAACAAUAUUGGUGCAGUUUAUGAAAAAAUGGGAGAAUAUUCAAAAGCACUUUCAUCUUAUGAAAGAGCACUUGAUAUUGCACAAAAAGCGCUUCCUUCAAAUCAUUUUCACUUAGCUUCCUUGUACAACAAUAUUGCCGGGAUGUAUGACAAUAUAGGAGACUAUACAAAAGCACUUCUAUUCUAUGAAAAAGAUCUGGAAAUUUGUGAAAAAACGUUUUCUUCCGAUCAUCCUUCUUUGGCUAUUUCUUAUAAUAAUAUUGGCUUGACGCAUUACAACAUGGGAGAAUAUGCAAAAGCAAUUUCGUUCUAUGAGAAAGGUUUUCAACUUCGACAAAAAAUGUUUCCUCCAAACCAUCCUCGUUUGAUUACCAGCUACAAUAAUAUCGGUGCUGCGUAUAGUAAAAUAGAAGAGUAUUCGAAAGCGCUUUCAUAUUACGAAAAAGCAUUAGAAAUUGAAGAAAAAGUGUAUUCUUCUGGUAGUCCUGAAUUAGCCACUGCGUAUUACAACAUUGGUCUAAUGUACUUUAAUAUGAAAGAGUACUCGAAGGCACUUCCAUUUUAUGAAAAAGAGCUUGAAAUAUGUGAAAAAACUGUUCCUCUGGAUCAUUUCUCGUUAUCUGUUUCCUACAACAACAUGGGUUUGCUUUAUCGAAAUAUUAAACAAUAUUCCGAAUCACUUUCGUUUUAUGAAAAAGAUCUCGAAGUUUCUCAAAAGAUCUUUUCUGCAACUGACCUUCAACUAGUUAACAUCUAUAAUAAUAUUGGUGAAGUGUAUAACGACAUGGGCGAAUACUCAAAAGCACUUUCAUAUUACGAGAAAGCACUUGAAAUUCAACAAAAAACUGUCCCGCCAAACCAUCUAGAUUUAGCUCAUUCUUUCAACAAUAUUGGUGCAAUGUAUACAAGUCUAGGCCUUUACGAGAAGGCAAUCUUAUUUUAUGAACAAGCUCUAAAUAGUUUUCAAAAUUCACUACCUUCUGAUCAUUCAACUAUUGAAAUUGUUCAAGGAAACAUAGAGUUUGCCAAACGUAGAAAUCGCAAAUAA